This is a messenger RNA of Arachis ipaensis, 2644 nucleotides long. NCBI's taxonomy places the organism in Eukaryota, Viridiplantae, Streptophyta, Magnoliopsida, Fabales, Fabaceae. The record is from RefSeq and is a predicted model, not a curated record.
UAUCACCACUAAAUUUACGGGACCUGCGUUCCUUCGCAUCUUGACGGUCCAGAUCUUCCUUCGCGCACUAUAUAUUCCCUCACGCUUCCUUUCUUCUCACUUUGGUAAAUCUCAAGAUAAAGCAGCAGGUGAAGCCCAAUCCGUUGCGUUUAUGGCGGACUUCUAGAUUCGAUUCGUCUCCCCAACGAGCUUUCUCGAUCCCUCAGUCUACCUGCAACAGUUGCGCGAUCUUUGUAGCUGUUUGGUUGGUGUUUGAAUUCGGUGCAGAUCGAAGGCGUGAUGCUACUAUUCGAUUUGUGCUGAAUUUUGGAUUGAAGGAUCUCUUAAGAGCAAUCAGUGGAAAAUUUUCUUCCUAAGCAACCCUAAUUAGCUUUCCAUAAAACAAUGUGGAGAUUUAACCCAUUUACACACAAGGAGGCAGCUGGCCUUGAAGGCCGAGUUAUAGAUGUCGGCAAUCUUAAGAUAAAUGUCCAGAAGGCCAUCGCAGAAGGAGGGUUCUCUUGUGUUUACUUAGCACGUGAUGCUUUCCAUAUGUCAAAGCAAUAUGCGUUGAAGCACAUCAUAUGCAAUGAUGAUGAAUCACUUGCAUUGGCAAAGAAGGAGAUAUCUGUGAUGAAGUCACUGGUAGGACAUCCCAAUGUAGUCACACUUCAUGCUCAUACAAUAUUUGAUAUGGGUAGGACAAAAGAGGCAUUUCUUGUAAUGGAAUAUUGCGAGAAGUCUCUUGUUAGUGUGCUGGAAAGCCGAGGAGCAGGUUAUUUUGAUGAGAACCAGGUUCUCUUAAUCUUCAGGGAUGUAUGUAAUGCAGUUUUUGCUAUGCACUGCCAGUUCCCACCUAUUGCUCACCGAGACUUGAAAGCAGAGAAUCUUUUAUUAGGUUCAGAUGGUUUAUGGAAGUUGUGUGACUUUGGAAGCACUUCCACCAAUCACAAGCGUUUUGAGAAGCCAGAAGAAAUGGGAAUCGAGGAAGACAAUAUCAGGAAGUACACAACCCCUGCCUACAGGGCCCCUGAGAUGUGGGAUCUGUUCCUUAGAGAAGUCAUCAACGAGAAAGUGGACAUAUGGGCACUAGGGUGUCUCCUUUUUCGCAUAUGCUAUUUCAAAAGUGCUUUUGACGGGGAAUCAAAGCUCCAAGUCUUAAAUGGAAACUACCGCAUUCCUGAUUUGCCUAGAUACAGUUCAUCAGUCACGGAUUUAAUCAGAGACAUGCUUCAAGCUAGACCAGAUGACAGACCAGAUAUCACGCAGGUCUGGUUUCGUGUUAAUGAGCAGCUACCUAUUACUUUACAGAAGUCAUUGCCUGACAGGCCACCUGAGUUGCCUGCUUCCAACCAUCCGGAAGCAGGUUCUUCAAUGUCCACUAACAAAUCACACCCAGCACCUAGCAGGAAUCCACCUCCCCCGCCUUCAUCUGUAGAAUCCAAACCAUCGGUCCAGGCAUCUGUUGCUUCUAGGGGUGGUGGAAAUGGGGGGCAGCUUGGUGCUUUCUGGUCCACUCAGCAUGCAAAUGAUUCAAUCGUUUCCAAGGAAAAGAGUAAACCUGUAUUUGAUGAAGAACCAUCUAGUAACAAUAACACAUUAAAGGAUGAUAGAGUUCAUCCAGAGAAUGAUCAGUUACCCAAAAAUGUUGGUACUAACAAAGUGGCCAACGCACCAACUCAUUCAGUAAAAAGCAGUGUACAUGGAAAGUCACACAAGCCUGACACUGCAUCAUCCAAGGAUUUCGAAUUGAACUUUUUUAAGGAUAAAGGUCAGAUGAAUGAGAGGGGAUUGUCAAAUAUAGACAAUACAGCUACGUUUCAGGAUCAUGCUUUUAACACUUUUGUUGCAGAAUUUGAUACUGCUAAGCUCAGUCCUGGACUUAAGUCUGAAAGGGAAGAAACAUUAGAAGCUGAGGUGGAGAAACUGAAAGGGCAGUUGAAGGAAGCAAACAUAGCCAAAGCUGAAAUCACUUCAAAGUAUGAAAAGCUUUCUGCUAUAUGCAGAUCGCAAAGGCAAGAAUUACAGGAUCUAAAACAGGCACUUGCAGCAAAAACUCCCUCACCAAAUAGGGAGGGUAUGAGGACCUCUCCUGCACUUACAUCAUCUGCAUCCACGUCAUGGCAGGCUUUUCCUGAGGAACCACGACAACAAACCUCCUUUUCAGCUGACAAUACUUCAAAAUCUGUCAGGACUAGAAAUACCCAGCAGAAGCCGCAGCCUGCUCCAGUUGCUGCUAACUUCGAUUCGUGGGGUUUUGGAUCUGAUAACUUCAGUGCUGUAAGAGCUAGUACCCCACAGAUGCCAAGACCUGGUGAAGGGAGUAAUUCUCAGGCAUUUGGUGAAGCAAAGGCAUUUGAGAAGAAAUCAACUACCCCCCCUGCUGGAUGGGCUGGAUUUUAACUGUGCAGAAUGGUUGUGCUCUGAUUGCACCUAUAAGCAUUUUUACUUUGCUCCAUUAUGUUUGAUUCAUGCUGUUGGGCGUUUGUUUCUUUUUGUGGAUGAUUUUACUAAAUGGAUCUUGUUUAUCUGGACUAUAUCCAUUCUGGGGUGGAAGUAUUCAUUUCCAAUUUGCAUGAUUAUUGUAUUACUCGUGUCUCUGAAAAACUUUCGAGUAUUCAUGCCCUGAACUUGGUUUAUAAAUUUCAAUGAUUAUAUUACCUGA